Vigna umbellata (rice bean) is the source of this 1333-nucleotide messenger RNA. The record is from RefSeq and is a predicted model, not a curated record. NCBI's taxonomy places the organism in Eukaryota, Viridiplantae, Streptophyta, Magnoliopsida, Fabales, Fabaceae.
CAUUAACCGAGUCAAUAUUUUGUAAGAACGUGAAACAUGAUACCCUAACUCGCGUUGCUCGCUCGCUGAUUUGACUCGUCUCGAGUGUAUUUAACUGAUUUGACUCGUCUCGAUUGUAUUUAACUUAGCCGUGGACGACCGAGUGUUCAUCUCCUUCGUUUCAUUUCAAUUCAAAUCAAAACCUCCUUUCUGUUAAUCUAAAUAAUAACAAUAUGAAGAUCCAGUGCGAUGUCUGUAACGAACACCAGGCUUCUUUAUUCUGCAUCGCCGACGAAGCCGCCCUCUGCGACGACUGCGACCACCGUGUCCACCACGCCAACAAGCUCGCCUCCAAACACCACCGCUUCUCUCUCACCCACCCCUCUGCUAAGCAUUUUCCUCUCUGUGAUAUUUGCCAGGAGAAAAGAGCUUUUGUGUUUUGUCAGCAAGAUAGAGCAAUUCUGUGCAAAGAGUGUGACGUGUCCAUUCAUUCUGUCAACGAACUCACCAAGAACCAUAGCAGGUUUCUUCUCACCGGGAUCAAGUUUUCUACUUCCGCCAUACCUUAUUCUUCUUCUUCUUCUUCAUCAUCAUCAUCAGCAGCAGCAGCCAAGAAAAACCCUGUUCUCGAUACUUCACACCCACCUUCCAAUCCUCCUUCAACACCCUCACGGCCUAAGCCUGGAGGAAACUUGCAAACAAAUCAAGAACCUGGUUUUACUGGUAGCAGCAUAUCAGAGUACCUGAUAAACACUAUCCCAGGCAUGAAGUUCGAAGAUUUUCUCGAUUCCCAUUCAACCUUUGAUUGCUCUAAGAAUGGUGAUGAGAUGCUGUCGGUGUUUGGUGAGGGAAACAUGGUUUCGUUCUCCUCUGGUGGGAUCUGGGUUCCUCAAGCGCCACCUUCUGCUGCUGCAUACUGGGAACAGAUGGGUGAGCAGAAUGGGUACAGAGAGGGAAGGAAAGGUAGCGUCAGAUCAAGUUUGGGCGAUGAUAAUAAUUUCGAAGUUCCUCAGAUGAGUCCUCCCAGCAACGUUUCGAAGAAAUCCAGGUUUCUUUGGUAGAAAUCCAAGUUCGUGUGGCUUCGUGUGACUUGAAUUUCUCUCCCCUUGCUUUAUACUAUAAAUUUGUUUUGUUUCCUUCUUUAUAAUCCUCAACUACACUCUGCUAGCUGCUCCUCUCGAGUUAUCUACAUAUUACUGUAUCUCUUCUAAAUUGUAAAUACCAACGUUUCGGCAGAGCUCUCUGGGUUCAAAGUUGGAAUUUUUUUCUGUUUCUGCUGCAUGUUAGAAAACAACCAAGCUUUUAAAAUUAGAAGUAAACGCUUAUCGGAUCUGGAGAAAAGUCUUAAAUACAU